This is a messenger RNA of Anthonomus grandis grandis, 2029 nucleotides long. Its product is annotated as gram-negative bacteria-binding protein 3-like. The coding region runs from base 142 to 894 and encodes 250 amino acids. Gene Ontology annotation, molecular function: carbohydrate binding. The record is from RefSeq and is a predicted model, not a curated record. NCBI's taxonomy places the organism in Eukaryota, Metazoa, Arthropoda, Insecta, Coleoptera, Curculionidae. The transcript is spliced from 2 exons.
UGCAAGAGAGGUGUGUUACCAGACACAUUAUUAAGAAAAAAAACCCGGAUGACGUAAUGGGUGUUUUUGCUAUAAGAUGAUGAAACCGAGAAUAAUAUCUCCAGUACACCUGGUUCGUUGUAAAUCUGCAGGUACAUAAUUAUGUUGACUGCUUCUCGGUUUUUUCUGCUCUUUUCGCUGGCUGUAGCCACUUUUCCUUACAAAGUCCCACGGCCAAAAAUCCGAGUUUUCUCAAGAGGGUUUAGUGUAUCAAUUCCCGACGAAGAGGGGGUGGAAACGUUCGCUUUCCACGGAAAUAUCAAUAAGGAAAUGGACGGCUUGGAGGCCGGACAGUUUUCCCAAGACAUAUUGAAGAAACGGGGAAAUCAGUGGGUCUUUGAGGAUGACCGCGUCAUACUAAAGCGCGGAGACAAGAUUUAUUUCUGGCUAUUCGUUAUUAAAGACAGGCUUGGAUAUCGCUACGAUAACGGGGUGUAUAUUGUCGAUGAUAUAGCUCUGGAACGUGAUCCGUCCUUCCUCUCCAAGCCUUCGCCCGCCUGGGUCUAUGAUGUAGAUCCCCCAAAUGCUGGAAAAAACUUUGAUCUUUUACCGAAAGAGUCGUCGUGCCAUUGCGAAAAACUACAGCAGGAAAAUCGAGUUUUAUCCGAGAUGCUUGUAGAUUUAAAAACUGUGAGGCUGUUGGGUAGGUCUACAGCGCAACACUACGCUACAGUCAAAGAUUUCGUGCAAAAUUGGCUCGCCUCCUCACUGUUAUUAACCGAUAUUAAGGUGGUUAGUGCUGAGGCACUUGCCGAGGAUUUAGUGAGUUUUACCGUGGACAGGAUCGAGGAUAAAGUGAGGAUUAUCAUGGCUGCCAAGGCCCAAUUAGGUGGUACAAGUUACAAGUUGUUUUAAGAAAAUAAUAGUCUAUGAUCCGGCAACAUUCAAAUCCUUGCCUUUCCCCAAUACAAGAUUUUCAAAAACUUGAGUAAAACAUUUUCUAGUCCAUGGUUUUUCAUGAUUAUUUCAGUAAAAGCUGAAGAGCAUUUCCAUGGAUCUUUUAAAACAUAAAUCAGGUCGAUCUGAGCAUUAGAUCUGGAGUUAUGAGACAAUUUACCUGGCUUUCUUCAUUACUUCAAGACAAGAUUUUCAAAAAAUUGAACUAAACAUUUUUUAGUGCUUGGAUUUUUAUGAUUCUUUUAAUAAAAGCUAAAGAACAUUUCCAAGGAUCUUCUAGGAUAUAAAUUAAGCUGAUCUGAGCAAUAGAUCUAAAGUUAUGACACAAUUUACCCAGCAACCUUCAAAUCCUUGCCUUCCCCCUAAUACAAGAUUUUCAAAAACUUGAAUAAUACAUUUUCUAGUGCUUGGAUUUUCAUGAUUCUUUCAAUAAAGGCUGAAGAACAUUUGCAUGAAUCUUUUAAGACAAAAAUCACGCCGAUCUGAGCAUUAGAUCUGGAGUUAUGAGACAAUUUACCCCGAAAACUUUCAAAUCCUUGCCUUCCCCCAAUACAAGAUUUUCAAAAACUUGAAUAAAACAUUGUCUAGUGCUUGGAUUUUCAUGAUUCUUUCAAUAAAGGCUGAAGAAUAUUUCUCAGAAUCUUUUAAGACAUAAAUCAAGCCAAUCUGAGCAUCAGAACCAAAGUUAUGAGACAAUUUAUCUGGGUACCUCCAAAUUCCUGUGUUCCCGCAAAACAAGAUUUUUAAAAACACUUUCUAGUAAGAUGGAUAUGGGAUGCAAAAGGCUUUUUUCAACUUAUCCUAUACCUUAUUUAAGCAAAAAUUUAAACAUUAUUAAUUGUGUAGGUAUCUGUAUUUUUAUAAUUAACUCUUUCCAUUUUGAUGAGGCAGGGCAUAAAUUAUGCAAGAUUCAUUACCUUUAGUUAGCCUUUGGUAAUAGUAAGGUUUAGGCAUUUAUUUUAGUUAUUUUUAAGCUUAUAUAUACUUACUACUUACUAGAUGAAUUGUAUUUAAUUUUCCUUUUGCAUGCUCAAUUAAGCAAACAGCUAUGCUGCACUUCUCCAAGUAACAAAUAAAGACUUAUUAUAAUUAU